Messenger RNA from Apodemus sylvaticus (European woodmouse), 1870 nucleotides. RefSeq names its product STEAP2 metalloreductase (gene Steap2). Gene Ontology annotation, cellular component: plasma membrane; endosome. Gene Ontology annotation, biological process: copper ion import. The record is from RefSeq and is a predicted model, not a curated record. The transcript has 4 exons. NCBI's taxonomy places the organism in Eukaryota, Metazoa, Chordata, Mammalia, Rodentia, Muridae. The coding region runs from base 28 to 1497 and encodes 489 amino acids. Gene Ontology annotation, molecular function: ferric-chelate reductase (NADPH) activity; cupric reductase (NADH) activity.
CCUGGUGAUCUUGGAAGAGUCUCUACCAUGGAAUCCAUCUCUAUGAUGGGAAGCCCUAAGAGCCUGGAGACAUUUUUGCCUAAUGGCAUAAAUGGUAUCAAAGAUGCAAGGAAGGUCACCGUGGGGGUGAUAGGAAGUGGAGAUUUUGCCAAGUCUCUGACCAUUCGGCUUAUUAGGUGUGGCUAUCAUGUGGUCAUAGGGAGCAGAAAUCCUAAGUUUGCGUCAGAAUUUUUUCCUCAUGUGGUAGAUGUCACCCACCAUGAAGAUGCGUUAACAAAAACAAAUAUAAUAUUCGUGGCUAUCCACAGAGAGCAUUACACCUCCCUGUGGGACCUGAGGCAUCUGCUUGUGGGCAAAAUCCUCAUUGAUGUGAGCAACAAUAUGAGAGUAAACCAGUACCCAGAAUCCAAUGCAGAGUACCUGGCUUCACUAUUCCCGGACUCCUUGAUUGUCAAAGGAUUUAAUGUGAUCUCAGCUUGGGCACUUCAGUUAGGUCCCAAGGAUGCCAGCCGCCAGGUUUAUAUAUGCAGCAACAAUAUCCAAGCUCGACAGCAGGUUAUUGAGCUCGCCCGUCAGUUGAAUUUCAUUCCUGUUGACCUGGGAUCUUUAUCAUCAGCCAAGGAGAUUGAAAACUUGCCCCUGCGCCUGUUCACCCUCUGGAGGGGGCCGGUGGUUGUGGCCAUAAGCCUGGCCACAUUUUUCUUUCUUUAUUCCUUUGUCAGAGAUGUGAUACAUCCGUACGCCAGAAACCAGCAGAGUGACUUCUACAAGAUCCCUAUUGAGAUUGUGAACAAAACCUUGCCCAUAGUUGCCAUCACCCUGCUGUCCCUGGUGUACCUGGCGGGCCUCCUGGCUGCCGCGUACCAGCUUUAUUACGGCACUAAGUACCGUAGAUUUCCGCCUUGGUUGGAUACCUGGUUACAGUGCAGGAAACAGCUGGGGUUGCUGAGUUUUUUCUUUGCUGUCGUGCACGUUGCUUACAGCCUCUGCUUGCCGAUGAGGAGGUCGGAGAGAUACUUGUUCCUCAACAUGGCUUACCAGCAGGUUCAUGCAAAUAUUGAGAAUGCAUGGAAUGAGGAAGAGGUUUGGAGGAUUGAGAUGUACAUCUCCUUUGGCAUCAUGAGCCUGGGCUUGCUGUCCCUGCUGGCGGUCACUUCCAUCCCUUCAGUGAGCAAUGCUUUAAACUGGAGGGAGUUCAGUUUCAUUCAGUCUACGCUUGGCUACGUCGCCCUGCUCAUCACGACCUUCCACGUGUUAAUUUAUGGCUGGAAGCGCGCAUUUGCAGAAGAAUACUACCGCUUUUACACACCACCAAACUUUGUUCUUGCCCUCGUUUUGCCCUCCAUUGUAAUUUUGGGUAAGAUGAUGUUACUUCUCCCAUGCAUAAACCGAAAGCUAAAACGAAUUAAAAAGGGCUGGGAAAAGAGCCAGUUUCUAGAAGAAGGCAUGGGAGGAGCAGUUCCUCAUCUGUCCCCAGAGAGGGUCACAGUGAUGUGAUGACAAGAGGUGCUUGCGGAGCCACAACUUCCAUCCAUGCCAUUACUUUAGGCCCUCGCCAAAGUCCCUGUCAGCAGAUUGUCAAUUGGCGGCAGUCUGAAACCUGCUGUGAGAUUUCAGCCAGAGGAGAGAUUGUAUUCUCAAGUUAAUUUUUAUAAAUGUCAUGUUUUUCCAAUGUGCAAUUUUGUAGUCCUCAUCUAUGGUUACAAUCUAGGAGGAUUUUCUUUUGUGCAACCCUAACAGUGUUGCUCUUUUAACCCUACUGCAUAGUCAGGCAGAAAUAUUUGUAGUUAAUAGUACAGGUGAAAUAUAAUGUUUAGAACACUUGGCAAAACAGCAGAAUGAGAGGCUUUUAACAUUACUCAGUGGAUAU